This is a messenger RNA of Daldinia childiae, 1842 nucleotides long. RefSeq lists its product as uncharacterized. Gene Ontology annotation, molecular function: DNA binding; zinc ion binding. NCBI's taxonomy places the organism in Eukaryota, Fungi, Ascomycota, Sordariomycetes, Xylariales, Hypoxylaceae. The record is from RefSeq and is a predicted model, not a curated record. Gene Ontology annotation, biological process: DNA-templated transcription. The transcript has 5 exons. Gene Ontology annotation, cellular component: nucleus. Bases 1 to 1842 code for a protein of 613 amino acids.
AUGCAACGGACAGCAUCCAAGAAUAUCCAAGCAAAUACCCAAGCACUCCCCGAGACCACCGAAGGAUCCCCCGACUCCGAGGCGGGCGCAUCGGGAGAACCGCCAAACGGUGGUACACUAACGGACAGCCCCGCCGGCGUUAGCUACGUCGAUGGUGCACAUUGGACUGCUCUAUUAGAUAGCAUCUCCGAACUCAAGGACUAUUUUCAAGAUGGUCCGGAAUCAGGACCGCAUUCCCAGAACCCCUUACAACCUAUUCCUGAUUAUGGGCCUUGUCCGCUGUUAUUAUACGGCCGGUUUACCCAAUCCAGCAAAGGAGAGAUCUUGAGCGUGCUACCAACGCGAAGUGUAGUCGAUUCAUUGGUUUCGAAAUUCUUUUCAUCUAUCGAUUUGACGCCAGCAUUAUUACACAGCGGCCAGUUUAUUCGACAGUUUUGGGAAGACCCCUCUGCAGCUUCGAUCAUGUGGAUAGGGCUCUUGUUCGCUAUCAUGUGUUUUUCGUCUAUGCUUUUACAACGCUACGGUGAUCACGAUCCGGGCACUCUACUCCCUAAUGCAGAAAAUACGCUAAUUAUACGAUCGUAUCGGGAGAAAGUUAUCCAGUGUCUGACGCUGGGCAAGUAUACCAGGGGCGGUGAGAAUGUCUUACAAACCCUAAUUCUCUAUGUUGGUAUAGAACAUUUCCUCCAGGAGGAUUCGGAUUUCGGUACUCAUCUUUUACUAAGCAUGAUCAUAAGUAUUGCUAUGAGAAUGGGAUAUCAUAGAGAUCCUAAAAACUUUCCAGUCAUAUCACCCUUCGAUGGUGAGAUGAGAAGACGGACAUGGGCGGCACUAUACCAGGCGAAUCUUAUUUUUGCCACCCAGAUGGGCCUGCCGAGUAUACUAAGAGACAAUCAGAUAGAUACAGAAGAACCACACAAUCUUGCGGACUCUGAUUUCGAUGAGGGAACAACUGAGCUUCCCCCAUCUCGACCUGAGACGGAAUUGACGCCAGUUCUAUAUGUAAUUACUAGGAGCCGGAUCUCUCGGCUUUGGGAGAAGGUUCGCGACCUAGCUACAGACACAAGACCUCAUAAAUAUGAGGAGACCCUUGCAAUGGAUCAAGGGUUACGGACUGAUCAGCUCCGCAUUCCACCACCCUUAAGAAUGCAGCCUAUACAUCUAUCCAUCACGGAUCCUCCGCACUUGAUAAUGCAAAGAAUUUGGCUUGAUAUCUGCUUUCUCCGGUUAAAAAUCGUUCUACAUAAGAAGUACUUCAUGGUACCUAUUCAAAACGAACGUUAUAGUUACUCGCGGAAAGUCUGCUUAAAAGCAGCGAUGGAAGUUCUCGAGUAUCAACAUAUAGUUUAUGAACUAAUCAAGCCAGGGAGCCUGUUAUACGAGACUCGUUGGAAACUUUCAUCGGUGAUGAAUAACGAGUUUCUCCUAGCAACGAGUAUUGUUUGUGCUUAUGUUAAACAGAUCGCCGAUACCCCCAAAAGCGCAGUAGAGGGAAUAAACGCAGAAGAGGUUAACAAGCUCCUCGUAAUAUCUGCUGGGUGCUGGAAGAGGUACAGCGUUAUAUCUAGAAAUGCUCGGAGGGCUGUCAAAGCGAUCAAUAUAGUCCUCGAAAUCUCGGGCACUCCCACAGCGAGCCCAGCUAGCGUAGAGGACGAGCUAGGUCCGAUGUUCGCUUUGCAAGAUUUUAAUUUUCCUUACACGUUGGACAAUUUCUACGGGGGAGAUGACUCGAAAUUUGUGAAUGACCCUUCGCUGGAAGCGAUUUCGUCUGCACAGCAACAUCUUAUGGACGAUGAAUGGAUUAACUUGUUCCAACGAGUAUCUACUCGCCCAACGAACUAA